Molecule: messenger RNA, 2875 nt
Organism: Anastrepha ludens (Mexican fruit fly)
Lineage: Eukaryota; Metazoa; Arthropoda; Insecta; Diptera; Tephritidae
Gene: Np
Product: serine proteinase stubble
Exons: 8
Coding region: 29-2872 (947 amino acids)
Biological process (GO): proteolysis
Molecular function (GO): serine-type endopeptidase activity
Source: RefSeq, a predicted model, not a curated record
ACGCAAAUCGGGGCGCUCUGGCGUCUGUAUGUUCGCCAUCGAUUGUAUCAAACAGAAUGGCACACAUUUGGGCACGUGCAUUGAUCGCUUCUAUUUCGGUUCGUGUUGUCAACUGAAGGACGACGCGGCGCUUUUCGCUCCUGAAAUCAGUGAUAAUAGCAUCGACCAAAACACAAUUUCACAUUUUCCACACGAGUCGACUACACUGCCCACCAGCACAUUAUUCAAACUCACCACUGCCGAUCCACAUCACACAGUACAAAGUAGCAGCAACAGCAUUAGCGAAACGGUGCGAAAUGUCACACAGAGCUACAUCACGACUAGCAGCCCAAAGCCAGUCAAAUUGAGCACAACAUUGGCACCGAAGCGUCCACCAGCACACACCACACAUAAAAAUUCUCAAUUUGUUGUACGUACCACUGCCAAGCCCACUGUUGCACCUACAACAAUUAAGCCACCACGACGCAAAACUACCAUAGCACGGCCAGUACUCACCACAACAUCUAGGCCCCAAGUCGAUACGCGCGAAGAGGUGACUACACAACCAACGAAAUUCGUUACAUUUCAAAUAGUUGAGACCACUACACCAACACCUACGGAAGUCAAUUUUAAAUUAGAUGAAGUUUCAACUACAAAGCGCCCAUUACUCACCACGCACCGUUAUCGGCCACGGCCAACUACCACCGAAGUGCCCACGCAGUUCAUAACUACAACAAUAAAGCCAGCUGAGCCAGCUAGAACAACGACUCGACCGAGACCUUUGAUUACACGCCGGCCUACCACCUCAAGUAAGAAACCCGCACAGACAAGACCACGUCCAACGGGUACGGUUAAACCAACCAGACGUCCGGUGGAUAAUAAUGCCAAUGAAGCAGUUAAACCCACUUUCACAAACAUAACCUCAGCGCCCAGUGGUACGGGUGCAACAGUACAUCGUCGACCAGCACCUACGACGGUGGCAACAACAACAUUGAAUAAUGAUGAGUUACUCACCACAAUGCAGGAAACAAAGGUGCCCACACUUAGCGAAACGGUGCCACAAACGACGCAUGCGCCCAGACCUCGACCCAAGCCCACAGCUGAGGUGGUGAAAGUGCCCAAUCUAACAGUGAGUGCAAGCACUACAACAUUUGCACCAGCGACAACAACAGUAACUACAACAACUACCACCAGUGCACCGAUUUUCAACAGAACUACUGCCAAGCGACCAACCACUACAACCGGGCCCACAAGAACGAAACCAACGGCGGCGAGCACGAGCACAAGCACUACAACAACAACGACAAAGCCAACCACGCCGAAGCCGCACAAGACAACCACUACCACUACAACUACAAAAGCGCCCAUUAGCAGCACCACACCACAAUCGGCAACACUUACCACAGAGGCCGCUAAAAUAGAGCCACCACAGGUUGAAAUGACAACAACAACUCCCGGUUUGAUAACGUGGACGAAUGUUGAUAACGAACCGACGACUAUAAAUGCCACCAUUGAAUGGGGACCAGGGCCAACUAUUUCGGAACUGGACAUUAGCAAUAAAACUGCAGGAACUAUAACCGCAGGCAACGGCACAUUAUUCUCGACAGUUUUCACAACAGCAUCACCCGCCACCAGUACCCUCAUAUCCGUUUCAACCAGUAUUAGUGAAAUAUUGAGCAACAUAACCUCAAUAAUGCCCAAGCCUGAGCGUCCCUCAUCGGUAGUGAGUACUCGUCCACCAAAACCAAAGCCGACUAAAACAACAGAGAGCCCAACGCCCAGCACAACAACUACAGCUAGCACCAGUACUUCUACAACAACAACUACAACUACAACAACUGCCAAACCUAAACCAAAACCAACCAUUCCCUCUACAACCACGACGUCCACUUCUACGAGUACUACAACAAGAGCACCCAGCACCACCACGACAACAACUGAGCCGUCUAUUGAAUUGGAGGAAUCCUCCUCGACGACGAGCGCCGAAUAUAGCACAGAAGGUUUCUCAACAACAGGCGGUGGUAUCUUUGGCACAACUGAGUACAGCACCGAGGAUUUUAAUAACACUCUGACGUCAUCCACAUCUGCGCCAGCAAACACACUGGAAGGCAUGGACUACAGGCAAAUUUGCGGUCGCCGCAUGUUCCCCGAACCACGCAUUGUGGGCGGUUCGAAUGCCGCCUUUGGACGUUGGCCGUGGCAAAUAUCUCUGCGCCAGUGGCGAACGUCAACCUAUUUACACAAAUGCGGCGCUGCGUUGUUGAAUGAGAACUGGGCCAUCACGGCGGCGCAUUGUGUGGAAAAUGUGCCACCAUCCGAUCUGUUGCUACGCAUGGGCGAAUACGAUUUGGCAGAGGAAGAGGAGCCGUACGGCUACCAGGAACGACGCGUACAAAUUGUGGCUUCACAUCCGCAAUUCGAUGCGAGAACUUUUGAAUAUGACUUGGCGUUACUGAGAUUCUAUGAGCCAGUAGUCUUCCAACCCAACAUCAUACCCGUUUGUGUGCCCGGCAGUGAUAUUGACUUUGUCGGCCAGACGGCCUUCGUCACCGGUUGGGGACGUCUCUACGAGAAUGGACCGCUGCCAAGCGUGCUGCAAGAGGUUGCUGUGCCAGUCAUCAACAACACCAUCUGCGAAUCCAUGUAUCGGGCGGCCGGCUUCAUUGAACACAUACCACACAUCUUUAUCUGUGCUGGAUGGAAGAAAGGUGGCUACGAUUCCUGUGAAGGUGACUCUGGCGGUCCAAUGGUGCUGCAGCGCGAGGAGGAUAAACGUUUCCAACUGGGUGGCGUCAUUUCGUGGGGUAUCGGUUGUGCGGAAGCCAAUCAGCCAGGCGUCUACACGCGCAUCUCUGAAUUUAGAGACUGGAUUAAUCAAAUUCUGCAAUUCUAAACU